Molecule: messenger RNA, 1656 nt
Organism: Gamsiella multidivaricata
Lineage: Eukaryota; Fungi; Mortierellomycota; Mortierellomycetes; Mortierellales; Mortierellaceae
Exons: 2
Coding region: 161-1522 (453 amino acids)
Biological process (GO): regulation of transcription by RNA polymerase II; endoplasmic reticulum unfolded protein response
Cellular component (GO): nucleus
Molecular function (GO): DNA-binding transcription factor activity, RNA polymerase II-specific; RNA polymerase II cis-regulatory region sequence-specific DNA binding
Source: RefSeq, a predicted model, not a curated record
AACUCUUCCCUCUUCUCCACCCGGUGACGUCCCAUCCCAGCAACGACACCCCGAAUCGCGACCCCGAGGAAAUAUAAUUCCAAACGCAGAUCUACUUGUACAGGACGAUACCACUUCCCACCACCAGCUCGCCUAGUCCCAUCCCGUCUAUACUCAACCGAUGACACACCCAUCAUAUGACGAGGACGCAACCGUCCCCACGACCACGGAAGUCAACGAAGUCAACGCUGCCAUCGUUGCCGCCGUUGCUGCUGGGGAAAGCACAUCGGCCUUUACAACAGAAGCUUCUGCCCACCUUGGUCUGAACUCUAUCGAGAACCUGGACACAUCCGCUAUUGAAUCCAUUGUCACCGCUACACCCGGACACAAGCGACCUGCAGAGGACGACGCGGAUAACAUCAAGGAUAGUGUCAAGCUUCGCAGGUUGCAGGAAGAGGUCAACAACAACGCGAUCGCAGCUGCAGGGAUCUUGUCCAGUGGUUCUAGCCUCAGCAACCAUACCAGCGGCCACAGCAGCAACCACAGUAGCAACCACAACAGCAACCCCAGCAGCCCUGGUCAAUCUGUUGCCGUCGACACUGAAAUAACAGUGACCAGCGCCUCGGAGCAGACCACUUCGACCUCCGUAGCAGUUUCAGCGGCUAAUGCGCAGUCAACAGCAACAUCGACACAGACGCACACUCACACAUCUGCUCAAGUUGUGGUACAGGAGGCCCUUGCCGCGACCGCUGCCACGACGCAUUUGACGGCCACAUCGCACUCGAGUAUCAUGGCGGACCUGGAGCGGAUGCAGCAGAUCGCCAAGAUUGAUCCAGCGCAACUCGCGUCGUAUUCGACUAACCCCAACAAUCAAGCGACGCUGGAGCAGCUUACCUCGAGCGCAUUGGCCAAUGUCCUCGCACAGGCACCACUUGCUGUUGCUAGCCUUCAAAGCAACCUUCAGCUUCAGCAUGAGCAUGAGCAGCAGCACGAGCAGCAGAAGGAUGCGGUCCAAGGAAUCCUCGCAGCUGCAUCUGCAGAGACGGAGAACGCUCCAGGCAAUGACACUGGAUCGUCUCAUGAGGACGAGAUUCUGAACGGAAAGCGGGCGAACAAUCGCAAUAUGACCAAUGAUGAGCGGAGACAGCGCCGGUUGUUGAGGAAUAGGAUGGCGGCCAAGGAGUGUCGCAAGAAGAAGAAGGCCUACGUGAACGAGCUUCAGGACACGUGCACGCGACUGCAGGAGGAGAACGCGAGAUUGUACAAAGAAGUCGAGGAGCUCAAUGCAAAGUUGACGCUGGGAGCGAUGCGUAUUGAUGAGAAUAUGCGUUUGAUUAAGGAGGUCGAGGAGCUUAACGCAAAGCUGACAUUGGGAGUGAUGGCCGGCACUACUGCCCCGACACACGAUGCAGCCCACGACGCGAUUGCGGCUGUAGCGCAAGCAUCAUCCAAGCCGGAAGACGUCGCGACCGAGGGACAGGCAGCGGGAUCGCAGGCGCAGGACAGUCAGGAUCGUCAGUCAGGAGUAGGAACCAGUGCUUAAAAUAUGGAGUCUCUUUUUUACGCUUCCCCUCUUCCCCUCUUCCCCUCUAUUGAUCGUCUUGCUCAGUUGCAGGGAAUAGUAGCAUGCGACACUCUUUUUUAUGUUUUGUCGAAUAAAGCAUCGUAUGUAAAAAA